CGGCAUUUUCUCCAUUUUAUUAUUAGGAUUUCGUCUUGCUGCUGUAGCCAAUGCUUUCUUCUUCGUAUAACCAAAAUUAAAAAGAACUCCACACGUACUAAGAUCGCGGAGUGUUUAUGCCGAAGAAAAAAGAAAAGGGCCUUGACACAAUGCCUCAAGGGACCAAAAGAGAUUCAUAAGCGCCACCGGGGGACCUUGCCCGUCAGCCAGAUCUCUCGGCAAUCAUUGACUCGCUUGCUCUUUGCGAAACUUGUGUCUCUGCCAGCUGUCUCGGGAGAGCGACAGUGCCGUGAUCUAUGGUGCGAUCAGAGGAAGGGAAAAAAAACCCCUCAAAGGGUCUUUUGUUGUUGCUGUUUU
Pyricularia grisea is the source of this 357-nucleotide messenger RNA. RefSeq lists its product as uncharacterized. The record is from RefSeq and is a predicted model, not a curated record. The transcript has 2 exons. Lineage: Eukaryota; Fungi; Ascomycota; Sordariomycetes; Magnaporthales; Pyriculariaceae. The annotation marks the transcript as partial.